CGCCGGGCCUCGCCCGGAGAACCUUUUCUUAAGCGGGGCCGCCUUCAAGGUUCAAAGCAGCCCCACCCCCGUCGGGUCGGCUAGCGAUGUUUUUCCUUCGGUCCCUCCUUCCGUGCAAUCAGUUAAACUGGGUGGGGAAAGAUGAAGCAAUAGAUCCGCCACGACGGCUCAUUGAAAGUCGCCGGGGUCCUGGCAAGUUGGUUUACUUGAUGUAUGAAUCAAAUGUGUGUAAAACCGCAUCUCAGGUGUCAGGGAGGGUCUGGAAUAUUUUUAUUAAUAUAAUAUCUGUUGUCAUUUGCUCAUUAAGUGCCCCCUCCAAUUUUCACUGCUUUUCAAGGAACCCUUAAUUCCCACCCACCCCCCUCUGUUGAGCUCGGCUCUUUUGCGGGGAGAGCCCAGAUGGUUCUCCCAGCCUUUCCCCAUGAUGUUGGGAGGGAAAGGGUCUGAAGUUCCACCCCAGUUGUGCGAGCAUGAGGAGGGGUGGCUGUGCUCCCCUUGGCCACCAGUCACCAUGUCUCUUCCUCAGGGCCCCCACCAGCCUGGACAGCCUGGCUUUAAAUUCACAGUGGCUGAAUCCUGUGACAGGAUUAAGGACGAGUUCCAGUUUCUGCAGGCGCAGUACCACAGUCUGAAAGUGGAGUAUGAUAAGCUUGCAAAUGAAAAGACGGAAAUGCAGCGCCACUAUGUCAUGUACUAUGAAAUGUCUUACGGGUUGAACAUUGAAAUGCACAAGCAGACAGAGAUUGCCAAGAGACUGAACACGAUUCUCGCCCAGAUCAUGCCUUUUCUAUCACAAGAGCACCAGCAGCAAGUGGCUCAGGCAGUUGAGCGGGCCAAGCAGGUGACCAUGACGGAGCUGAAUGCCAUCAUUGGGCAGCAGCAGCUCCAGGCCCAGCACCUCUCCCACGCCUCUCACGGGCCCCAAGUACAGCUGCCGCCUCACCAGUCAGGCCUGCCGCCCCCAGGGAUCCCCCCUGUCACAGGGAGCAGUUCGGGGCUCUUGGCCCUUGGGGCCCUCAGCAGCCAAGCACACUUGGCUGUGAAAGACGAGAAGCAUCAGCACGACCUGGACCCUCGAGACCGUGACUCUAGUGCGAACACCUCCAUCUCCCUAUCGGAGGGUCUGCGUGCUAGCGAGAAGCACAGGGGCUGCUCAGACUAUGGUGGCAUUGAGCCCAAGAAGCGGAAGAUGGAGGAGAAGGAGGGCUUGAGCCGCUACGAUAGUGAUGGCGACAAGAGUGAUGACCUGGUGGUUGAUGUCUCCAAUGAGGAUCCAGCAACCCCCCGGGUGAGCCCUGCCCACUUGCCUCCGGAGAAUGGGCUGGAUAAGGCCUGUGGACUGAAGAAGGAUUCCCCAAACAGCCCGGCCUCUGUUGCCUCUUCCAGCAGCACCCCCUCUUCCAAGACUAAAGACCACAAUGAUAAAUCUUCUAUGCCUGGUUUAAAGUCCAACACUCCCACGCCAAGGAGUGAUAUACCAAUGCCUGGGACAAGCAGCACUCCGGGCCUCCGACCAGCGCCACGGAAGUCCCCUGGAAUGGAUCCCUUGGCAUCUGCCUUAAGGACUCCCAUCUCCCUCGCUAGCUCUUAUCCGGCCCCCUUUGCCAUGAUGGGGCAUCACGAGAUGAAUGGCUCCCUUGCCACCCCUGGGGCCUAUGCAGGAUUGCACAACAUCCCCCCUCAAAUGACAGCUGCCGCCGUAGCCUACGGGCGGUCACCCAUGGUGAGCUUUGGAGCUGUUGGAUUUGACCCCCAUCCACCAAUGAGGACUCCUGUCCUGCCCUCCAUUCCUGGUGGCAAACCGGCUUACUCAUUUCACAUCAGCACAGAUGGGCAGAUGCAGCCAGUUCCGUUUCCUCAUGAUGCCCUUGCUGGCCCUGGCAUCCCCCGCCACGCCCGUCAGAUCAAUACCCUGAGCCAUGGUGAAGUGGUGUGUGCCGUGACUAUCAGCAACCCAACCAGGCAUGUGUACACAGGGGGAAAGGGCUGUGUGAAGAUUUGGGAUAUCAGCCAGCCGGGCACCAAGAACCCCAUCUCCCAGCUAGAUUGCUUGAACAGGGAUAACUACAUCCGUUCCUGCAAACUCCUUCCAGAUGGGCGCACACUUAUUGUGGGGGGAGAGGCCAGCACCCUCACCAUUUGGGAUCUGGCUUCCCCUACCCCCAGAAUCAAGGCAGAACUGACCUCCUCUGCCCCUGCCUGCUAUGCCUUGGCCAUCAGCCCAGAUGCCAAAGUGUGCUUCUCCUGCUGCAGUGAUGGAAACAUUGCCGUCUGGGAUCUCCACAACCAGACAUUGGUUAGGCAGUUCCAGGGUCACACGGAUGGCGCCAGCUGCAUUGACAUCUCCCAUGACGGCACUAAACUCUGGACGGGGGGCUUGGACAACACUGUGCGCUCCUGGGACCUUCGGGAAGGCAGGCAGCUACAGCAACAUGACUUCACCUCCCAGAUCUUCUCGCUCGGCUACUGCCCAACAGGCGAGUGGCUUGCAGUGGGAUUGGAGAGCAGCAAUGUGGAAGUGCUGCAUCACACCAAACCUGACAAAUAUCAGCUUCACCUGCACGAAAGCUGUGUCCUCUCCCUGAAGUUUGCCUAUUGUGGAAAGUGGUUUGUGAGCACUGGUAAAGACAAUCUUCUCAAUGCCUGGAGGACCCCGUAUGGAGCCAGCAUCUUCCAGUCAAAAGAAUCUUCUUCCGUUUUAAGCUGUGAUAUUUCAGCAGAUGACAAAUACAUUGUCACAGGUUCGGGUGACAAGAAGGCCACAGUUUACGAAGUAAUCUACUGAGUAGCUAUGACUUGGCUAAUGACUCUGGCAGAAGAACACAAAAGGAGAGCAGCUGAAGGGUCCUUCGAUGCCCCCUGGAGGGCUUUAUGACCUGGGUGGAUCUUCUGUGACGACCUUGGAAUAACUCUGGAAGGAACUUUGAAGCUCAGUCCAGCUGAUCAGGGCAACGCCUUGGUCCAUGCUGGUUUGUGUUUUUCUCUUGGUUCUUAGGCCUCACACCUGUGAUCAGAAGGCAGCUAACACCCUGGAUUUGCAUUCAGGAGGGGCCCAGGGGUCUCCUUUCCCCAUCAGACUUGUAGGAACUGUAGAUAACAGAGGAGCUUCACGCUGAGGCUUCCUUGGUCUGUUAGCCAGCAGCAUGUUGUUGCCCUCUUUGUUUUUUACUGCUGCUGCCGCCGCUGCUGCUUCCUUGGUCUGCUCUCGCUGUGAACUGCUUCAGUUUUGCUUCCAUUCCGGUGGUAGCCACCAUCAUUUCCUCCCAACCCUGCCCUCCCCUCCCAUUGAAAAUGUGCUUGGAGAUAUUCUUACCAGCCUUGUCACCAGCCUAAGCAAAGGUUUUCUCUCUUGGAUGUGUGAACUGGUUCUUCUGGCGUUGAGUCUUCUCUGGGCCGGGUUUGAGCCUCCGGCUGGACCCUUCUCUCCUGAUUCUGAUGGCAGUGGAGAAGUCGCUGUUUUCAAAGCACUUGUCAGUCGGGGCAACAGGAUGCCUUGCCCAUCCCAGCCUUCAUACCCAAACACUGAGAGGACGCAACAGUUAACUAAUAUGCUCAGGGAGCCAAGAAAACAAGAAUAGCGACUUGUGGUUGGAUUUUUUUUUUACUCCAAUGAAAGUAAAGUAAUAGAUAAUAAUGUUUAAAUGCAGGUUGUUUUUUAAGUUUACUAAUGAAGAUGGAGAGUGGGAUUUCUGUGGCUUUUGGCAAUCCGUAUUUCAGCCUGUUGGCAUGAGCAAAAGGUGUAUGUGGGGAAGGAAGCAGGGAGGGAGACCCGUUUCUGGCAUUUUUGUACUAAAGGAGUAAAUAAAAUUAAACACAGGAAAUUACGUAUUUGUGUAGCAGAAGAUCUUGCCUUGUAAUGCAUAUGUAAUGCAUAUGAAAAAGAAUUUUUAUACCACAUUUUAUGGAUUAUUUUUUAAUUGUUGAUUUUGAUCUGGUUUUUAAAAAGGUAACUAUAGCUUAAUGGUGAAAAAACUACCUGUUUCUAUUAAAGGCCAUGCUGAUACACAAAGGAA
Messenger RNA from Pantherophis guttatus, 4013 nucleotides. RefSeq names its product transducin-like enhancer protein 3. The record is from RefSeq and is a predicted model, not a curated record. Lineage: Eukaryota; Metazoa; Chordata; Lepidosauria; Squamata; Colubridae. Gene Ontology annotation, cellular component: transcription regulator complex; nucleus. Gene Ontology annotation, biological process: regulation of DNA-templated transcription; negative regulation of canonical Wnt signaling pathway. Gene Ontology annotation, molecular function: transcription corepressor activity; protein binding.